AUGAACCGAGACCAAAAUGAGAUCAAAUUCACUACUCCUGGUUUUAUCUCAUCCUCGUUUCCUGCCCUUGGUUUCCGUCCCAUGCCACUACAACUCUUGACCGACGAUGAUACAUUGAGUAGAUAUACAUGCAAGAAACUUUCAUUCAGUGAGAGUGCCAUAUCCAACAUGAAAGAAAAGGCCAUCAAGAGUGGAAGAAUUGGCACACGUCAAUUGUCGAAGUUACAGUUGGUAACCGCGGCCAUUUGGAAGGCUUUCAUUGGUGUUGAUCGCGUGACACAUGGUAAUCCAAGAGAGUCUAUACUCUUCCAGCCAAUAAAUCUAAGGGAAAAAAUGGCUUCUUCAAUAUCCAAACAUGCUUGUGGAAAUAUUUGGGGGAUUUGUGCUACGAAACCUACGAUUCUUGAAACAACUAUAGAACUAGCGAAUCUUUUAAACGAUUCUGUCACGAAAGCAGUGAAUGACUACUCAAAGGUACACCAUGAUAGCGAACAAGGUCAAACAAUGGUUUUGAAUUCUAUCUUAGAUAUGACCAACAUUCCUGAAUCAACAAAUGUAAUUCCAAUAAGUAGUUGGUGUAAGUUCCCUUUCUAUGAAGCUGACUUUGGUUUCGGAAGGCCCAUUUGGGCGGUUCCUGGGACCGUGCCUGUGAAAAAUUCAGCACACUUGAUCGACGAUGAGGAAGGUAAUGGAGUGGAAGCAUUCAUCUUUCUAGAUGUUAAAGAUGUCCCUUAUUUUGAAGAAGCACUAGAUAACAUUUUUAGUGCCUAA
Molecule: messenger RNA, 771 nt
Organism: Helianthus annuus (common sunflower)
Lineage: Eukaryota; Viridiplantae; Streptophyta; Magnoliopsida; Asterales; Asteraceae
Product: pelargonidin 3-O-(6-caffeoylglucoside) 5-O-(6-O-malonylglucoside) 4'''-malonyltransferase
Exons: 1
Coding region: 1-771 (256 amino acids)
Source: RefSeq, a predicted model, not a curated record